UUGCUCCUCGCGUGUAGUUCGAAUCGAAGGAAGCCUGAAAAAUGAAAUUAUUAAACAGCGGGGUCGAUAAAUCGGAUAUUUCUCCAAUUUAUCAAUAAACGCGAGAAGGGGUGUUUCGUGUGCGAAUUCCGUCGAGCAGGCGCACAGGGUUGUCGGGGGUGCCGUCGGUCGUCGGCCGAAGAUGGAGUCUGCGCGCAGAGGGUAAAACUGGGAAUAUCGUCGAGUUUCGCCUUUGUGGCGAAGAAAGAAGAAAAUUCCCCGCACUAAACGCGACCGAGUUAAAGGGUCGAAUGAAAGUGAGUGCUUGUUUAAUCGGUUCAAGUUUCAAGAGUCGGUUCUUUGAUGAAACGUAGUUACGUCUCGGAUCGGGGAAGAGGGCCCGCAGGAUCGCUGGACCGUGAUCUUUGAGAGUCUGUGCGGCUGUGUUGAUUAUUGUUGGUGAAAAGAUACGCGGGAAUAAAAGAUCCCGGUGUCGCGACGCGCCUCGUCGUCCACCUCCUCAUCCUCCGCGUCGCUCCGAAUUAUUGCAAAACCGUAGAGAAUCGCCACUAUAUUAUUGUACCGCAGCCGCUGAAAACGUGUCCAACGCACCCCGCCCGCAAUAAUUUCAAGUGGGCGUCGUCGACGUCGUCAUCAGGAAUCGAGGGACAAUAAGUUGCCUGCAAAACUGGCGAGUCUGACGAGCUGCGUGACGACGAUGAUGGACGAUGAAGAUCAGGAGGAGCUUCAUUGCACCGGAAGUGACGUUGAGAUCGAGGAAUACACCGACACGGAGGAGACGCCAUAUGCGGCUUAUCAGCCAUCGGAUAAGCUCUUCGACACCGACCAACCUGGGUGGCAGAAAUUCGGCUUUUUGGGCACUUUGACGGUGGUUGUUACUUCGGUUACCAUGCUCGUUAUCGCAUUUCCACUUUAUAUGGAAAGCGUUAGCGCGGUUUCCACAGCUUACACAGGACUUUUGUUCACCUCGGCGACAACCGUGGUAGUUUUAGGGGUGCUGAGCUUCGUCGUGCGUCGCGUUUCGCCUCCCCCCGCGAUGAUACCGAACAGCAUGAGGAUUCGCAUACCGCGUUGUUCGAUGGCCAAAAUCGGAGGCGUUUACGCUCUCACCGGAAUAUUCCUGACACUCUCCUUGGACCAAAAUAGAGUCCUGUGUCACGUCCAGGACCCGGUCAAGGCCAUCACCCUGUUCUUCUCGCUCGUCUACUACUUUUUCUUCUGCAGGAAAAUGAUGAGUUUGCAGCGUAUAUUUUCUAUAACGACCGUACUUGUCGGUCUUUUUAUAAGCGUUGAUUAUGGUCUGUGCGACGAGUUUCGUUGCAGAGGAAGAGAAGUUUCCGCGCACACGGCUUCCAUGAGAGGAUCCUGGGGGACCAGGGCGGUUUGGACCCUCGUUUACUUCGCUAGUCUUGCGUCUCUGGCCAUGUUUUUUACCAUGUUGGAACGUCACUACGCGAGUGGGCAAAAUAUCUGCCCGCUCCUCACGACGCAAAACAAUUCCUUUCUCUACACCGUUUCUCGUUUGGUUUCUUCGAGAGACAUCAGACGCAGAGGAUCGGAAGAAGAAGGAGGACGAUUGCUUCACGUUACGGACCCGGACCCGAAUAUCAGACCGAAAAAUUUCCCAAAACCACCGAUACUACCGACUCUUCUGUACAUCCAUCUGAUCUCUCUUGCGAUCGUUCUCGCUCUGAGUUGGAUGGACACGCUGCCCGGAGUCGGAAGAGGCUUGUCUCCGCUGGAUCUUUAUCGAACGGUGGAAAGCGGUCUGAUUUGUCAUUUUCGCAGCACAAAUACUUGCACCAACGUCUCUGGUCACGGUUGGAUAUUCGUUAUAGCGUACGUGGCUUUUUCGAUUUCCACCUUAAAGUUCCUCGCGAUGUGCGAAAGCGCGGUUUUCACCGUUGCCGCGGCCACCGUCGCCUUACCAGUUUCCGGAAUAUUCUGGAGCAUCUAUAAAAUGGACGUUGGCGUGAACGGAGGGACGAUGACCUGGUCUCCGGGAGUUACGGGAGAACUGAUCUGCGCUCUUCUCGGUCUUCCGGUAGUUCUUCUCGGUCUCGGUCUCCUCGUCAGGGCUCAUUUCAAAGACAACGGUCAGUCGUACAAUUCGAUGCAGCCAUCCUCUUUCGUAGAGCGAGAGGCACAGGAUUCGGAGAGAUGAAUUACGACUAGAUAAUAAGAUCGACGCCAUCUCAAUUGAGUUGAGGUGAUCGCGAGCGCGACAAUGCUAUGAAAUAUGAUAUAACAAUAACGAUACAUGGGGGAAUGGCAGAAUCAGGUAGAAUUUUAUAGGUAGUAGCAGUACGCAGAAGACAAAAUAUUUUGUUCAUAAAGAGUAAACGCAAAGAAAAUAGAUGAAGAAAACUGUUUCCUAUAUACGAGAAGUUAUAUAAAAUAUUUAAUAAUGAUACACGUCCAUCCAGUCAAGUUAUUGCCAAUUUAUAUUUUAUUUUGAUAUAACACUGAUAUUAAUAAUAAUAAUAAUGAUAUAAUAAUGAUAAUCAUCAUCAACGUCAACAUCAUCAUCAUCAUCAUCGUCGUCGUCGUCGUCAUUAUCAUCGUCGUGAAAAUUAUAGCGACAAUCUUACCGAAUGUUUCGUAUUUUCAAAGGUUCCGUCAUAAUAAUGAGAUUUACGGAAUAAUAAUCAAAUGCGAUAUGGUAUGUUUGGCUAGACUUUGCCAUCGUAUUAAUUGAGAUCGAUUAGUCAAUACCGAACUGAUCGCCUUUUUCGUCAGAACGGCGAACGUUGGUGUGAAAAUAUUGAAGACGAAAGAAAAGUUUCGCAGGACCGUCCUUCCGUCCGUCCGUUACACUUUGAUUACUUUUGCUAAUUGCGAUACCUAUGACUGCGUAUCGCAAAUAAUCAUAAUGCCUGCAACAUGUUCCGACGAUGACGUGCGAUCGCCCCACCGGGCUAUUUCGCAUUUUAUUGAACUCAAAGCCGAUAAGACGGACGCGUAUAUUUCUAUAUUGAUACAUAGACACAGGGAUACCUAGAUACAUUCAUACUAGCCAGGUGUACCGUACGAUAAAAUUAAGAAAUAAAUAAAUGAAUAAAUCAUGACACCCAAAUACUGUAUGGCAACUUUUGGUACAUACAUAUUAGGGGUUGUAAAUGACAAAUGAGGACGUAAUUAUUUCGGAAGUCGCGUCAUAUUAUUACAUGAUAUUCAUUGGAUCGCGAGCGUAACGUAUUUGCCAAACUUAAUUAAUGUUGAUAAUUUAUUUAUAUGUUAAUAACGUAAUCGUAAGAAAAUCUUUCUGUAUUCUGUAUUCCCGAUAACGUCCACUCUUAUACCAAUUAUACUUACGGAGUAUCCAAGCCCAAAAUAUUAUGGAUUCAAACCUAAUCGUUGUACCGCUGUACCGUAUACUUUUUUGAUAAAUGACAUCGAUUUUCAUUGUAACGUUAGUCGUGAACUACACUACGACAGUUGUCAUUCUCUUGCUCACAAUUCGACGUAUACAAUAUUACUUAUCUAGUAUAGCAAUUACUGUGUAUUCAUUGAGUUAAAUUAUGUUCAUCGGUGCGAUGAUGAACCACUUUCAGUAUUUGAUGCUCAAACGACUGCGACUUUAGAACUAAAUUUUUCGUACAAUGCUAUAGGACAAAUAGGAACAGCAGCAAUGUUUUUGUGCCAAAAAUUGUAGAGCGUACCGCUCUUAGAAACUCGAUUGCUGCCGGUGCGUAGUUUUUAGAAAAAGAUAAAAAAAAAACAAACAAUGCAACGCGUUAUCAUUUUAUGGGUUAAAAAUUAUCUAUAAUUACUACUGUUCAAUCGAUCGAGGUAUGAAGUACGGUUCCAUGUAAAACUGAGAACACGUUACGAUUAUUCUCUAAAUUUUACUUGAAUAACUAUAACGCAACAAGUUGAUACGUCCAGAUUUUUAAUUAUUGGAGGAGUAAAAACUAAG
Molecule: messenger RNA, 3919 nt
Organism: Athalia rosae (coleseed sawfly)
Lineage: Eukaryota; Metazoa; Arthropoda; Insecta; Hymenoptera; Athaliidae
Exons: 7
Coding region: 698-2164 (488 amino acids)
Source: RefSeq, a predicted model, not a curated record